AGAGCCAAGGAAGACCUCUGGUCCUGCAGACAGACAAGUUUUGUCAGGAGAAGCAGAGACCGGGAGAGAGAGAUCCUGAGAGAAACAGUGACAUUCCCAAUCCGGUGCAGAAUUCCUGUGAUUCCUGAAACUCCCGCCCUCUCCGCCCAGAUGAUGUCAUCGGACCUCCUCUCUCCUGGUUGGCUGCAGCAGCUGCUGCUCGUGCUGCUGAAGGUCACCGUGUCCUGCGCCGGCUCCUCAAGGCCGGCCAAUGGGACGGCCUGCUCGGCACGAGAGCCCGCCUCCUACAUCCUGGUGUUCACGGGUCACUGGAGCCCCCAGACCUUCCCCAAACAGUACCCGCUGUUCCGCCCCCCAGCACAGUGGUCCAAGCUCAUCGCGGUGUCCCACAGCGCGCAGUUCCGGCUGUGGCAGGAGGGGGCGCUGGCGAGCGCGGGGCUCCAGAGCUUCUCGGAGCGGGGCGUGACGGUGGGGCUGAUGAAGGAGGCGCGCGAGGGGCGGAGACGCCGGGCGGUGGGCUCCGUGUACCGGACCGCCGGCAUUCCCACCGGGAUCGGCCACAGCUCCACGGAACUCCUGCUCCUGCCCCGGAGCCCCCUGCUGUCCCUGAUGGUGAAGAUAAUCCCCAGCCCUGAUUGGUUCGUUGGAGUGGACAGUCUGAACCUGUGCAAGGGGGGCCAGUGGCAGGAGGAUGUGACCUUUGACCUCCACCCGUUUGACGCCGGGACAGACAGCGGCUUCACCUUCUCAUCCCCGAACUUCCCCUCCGACCCACCUGAGAACAUCACACAGAUCACAUCGCAGAAGCCCAACCACCCGGCAAAUUCCUUCUUCUACCCCCGCCUGCAAGACCUCCCCCCGCUGGCCUCCAUCCGGCUCAUUCGCCAGCCCCGGACAUCCACCCACCAGAACACCCUGUCCAAUCACAUCCUGCCUCACCUCAACACGCCUCAGAGGUUCUCAGAAACUCCUCUGGACUGUGAGGUGGCCCUCUGGUCGUCCUGGGGCCUGUGUCUGGGCCCCUGCGCUCAGGGGGGGGUCAGGCACCGCACCCGUUACAUCCUGCUCCGCCCCGCCAACAGCGGCACGCCCUGCCCCGAGCUGGAGGAGCAGUCCGAGUGUACCCCUCCCCACUGCUCCAAACCCAAGCAGCACUGAGACUUAGAACUGCCCCACCAGGACCCUUAAAACGGCCCCACCAGGACCCUGAGACCAGCACUAGGACCUGGGGCAGCACUGACGCCAAGACCAGCGUCAAACCGCCAACACAGACGCGGCUUACCGCCGAGCUAUGGCAGCAGGACAGACCGACUCCAACAAUACGCA
Molecule: messenger RNA, 1326 nt
Organism: Conger conger (European conger)
Lineage: Eukaryota; Metazoa; Chordata; Actinopteri; Anguilliformes; Congridae
Product: spondin-2-like
Exons: 6
Coding region: 151-1158 (335 amino acids)
Biological process (GO): cell adhesion
Cellular component (GO): extracellular matrix
Source: RefSeq, a predicted model, not a curated record